GCAGACUCAGCUGGUGCAGUUGACUCAGUCCUUUAUUUCUCUCUACAGGAAUCUCACUAGCACAAGAUGAAGCUGACAUUCGCUCUCAUUCUUGCACUCCAAGUGUCAGUGUGUGUCUGGGCACAGGAAUGGCCCGUUCCUGACAAGGAGUUAGUGGAUAAAUAUGACGGACUGAGGACAGUUUUCAUCAAGAGGCUUGUCAAUGCUUGGGAAAAGAUCAAAACUGCAGUUGAGCCAGCACUAGAGGGCUCACCAACAGCAGGCAGUCUGAAGGAUGUUGUUGAGGAACUGAAGAAAAGCCCAAGAGUGGAGAGCUUCAUCAAAAUCGCUGGUGGUUUGGCCUCUGAACUCGAACCAGUUGUGGACAAAGCUCGCCUGAAUGCUCUCGGUGUUUACGGCCAUUACUUCAGACCCUAUGUUGGUGCGUACCUGGACAGUGCCAUCAACAACGUCAAGCCCGUGCUGGACACCGUACUGCCCCAGGGAAAUUAAGAGUCUUGUUGACUCCCUCAACCAUGUAUUUUCAUUACUUUAAUUAUGGAUACCAAUCUGACAGCUGUGUGUCCAUUCGUUAUGUCAGUACAGUUAGUUUUUGCAUGUAUAUACUGUAUCUGUGUCUUUGAUACUGUCCUGUUCAGAGCAGGAAAAUAACAUCCCGUCCAGC
Molecule: messenger RNA, 664 nt
Organism: Danio rerio (zebrafish)
Lineage: Eukaryota; Metazoa; Chordata; Actinopteri; Cypriniformes; Danionidae
Gene: apoa2
Product: apolipoprotein A-II
Source: RefSeq, marked provisional